Molecule: messenger RNA, 4997 nt
Organism: Epinephelus lanceolatus (giant grouper)
Lineage: Eukaryota; Metazoa; Chordata; Actinopteri; Perciformes; Serranidae
Product: von Willebrand factor A domain-containing protein 1-like
Molecular function (GO): protein binding
Source: RefSeq, a predicted model, not a curated record
GAAGCAUCUGUGCUUUAAUGCCCCAUCAAAGACCAAACUCCAGCAAAAAGUGACAAUAAUUUUAUGUCCUGGCUCAGCAGCAAGAGGAGGAGGAGUAAUCUGGACGAGAGAGUGACUUGGAGACAUUAAAGGGAAUCACUGCACCGCGUGAAUACUGCAGUGCGCAUGACGCAGGUGUUCGCCGAAAAAAAGUUUGGAGGAGAAGCGAAACUCUGCGGAAGAGGCGACGUGAGUGCACAAUAACACAGACUGGACCAACUGUGACAUCUGCGCAAUGGGCACCGAUGAAAGAAGAACCGGUGUUGGUGAUUUCACCUGCCUGUGUUGUUUCUGAUCACAUUCAUAUCGCUCAGAAAUGAUGAAGGGCUUUUUACUGCGCUGUGUUCUCCUCUGGGCGAUGUUGCAGCGGAGCAACACGCAGAUUGCUCUACCUGCCACAGUGUUGAACUGCUGUGAAGGGGAUAUACUCAUUCUGCUGGAUUCUUCAGGAAGUGUAGCAAACUACGAGUUCGUGCGCCUGCUGCACUUCACCACCGAGCUGUUUCGCCCCUUCUCACUGGGCCGUGGGCACGUAAGAAUCGGGCUGCUGCAGGUGGGCACAAAGCCGAACCUGGAAUUCGACCUCGACGUCCACAACAAUCAAGACAGUCUGCAGAAAGCUCUGCAGAGUGUAAGGCAGCUGCAGGGAGACACCAACACUGAGGAGGCGCUAAGAGUGGCCCUGCGGCUUUUGACAGAGACAGACGAGGAUGUGCCAAAGAUACUGCUGUGGCUGACUGAUGGUGUGCAGCCUGGAGACGUGGAAGAGCUGAUGUCUGAGCUGAAGGCGCGGGGAGUCUAUGUGUUAGCUGUUUCUACAAUACAUGCCAACUACCAGCUGUUACUGCGUUCAGUGACACCUCCAGUGGAGUCUCACCUCUACUUUGUGGACAUAGAGAGCAUUGACAUCAUCACAGAGGACCUGAGGGAGGCCAUUAUCAAAAUAAUUCGUGCAGAACGGCUGCGCGUUGUUCACUUGACUUCCCACAGUGCCGUGCUGCAGUGGCGUCCCGUUCUGACCAAAGACAGCGGUUACUAUGAGCUCUCUUACAACUCUAUGCAGGAAACAGACACUAAAACUAGACGGGUUCUCCCAGGCGACUCCAGCUGGGUGGAGCUGACCAACCUGCAGCCUGAUACCACCUACACAGCAACCCUGCACCCAGAGUCCAACCAGAGGCUGUUCAACACACUCUCUGUUAACUUCACCACACUUCCUGAUGUUUUAAGCCCUGCAGUGGUCUCUGUGUCAGACUCUGGCCCUCGUCAGAUCCGUGUGGGCUGGGGUCCCCUGCAACCGGCUCGAGUCCAGAGAUACACGGUGGAGUAUGGAGCUUUUCCAAGUGGACACGUCCGCACCGUGACCUUACCCAGCCAGCAGAACUCUACCUUACUGACAGGCCUGGAGCCGGGCACUCAGUACCUGGUCACAGUCAGCGCUCUGUAUGUGGACGGAAAAGAAAGAGCCAUGUCUGUGAGGGCAUGCACUCAAGAGGCAGCUCUGCCAGCCUUAACUGACCUUAAGCUGACCCCAGUGGAGCGUCAGGAGGUGCAGGUAACGUGGAAGGCCCAUCAGGAAGGUUUGAAAGGCUACUGGCUGAGCUGGGAGAAAGAAAACUCUCACAGAUCCUCCUCGAAGCCCUCCAUCUCCUCCGUCUACCUGCCUCCUAGUUCUCUUUCAACACGUCUCACACACCUCGCACCAAGCAGUCGAGUGUGUGUGUCCCCGGUCUACAGCUCAGGCCGAGGAGACGGGCUCUGCUGCACUGCAGAGAGACACACAGAUACCAGGCAGCGGGGUUAACAACCAGAGUCUGCAGCAAUCAGGCAGCUGGAGCAAAAGCAGUGGGUGAAAUGGAGCAUUUUGAGUACUGGAUGCACUUGAUAACUUGUGCAGGACUGAAUAUUAUUAUGAAUAUUAUUAUUCUAUGUUAAAAUGUUCAUCUUGAAAUGAAUUACAGUGACUGAAAAGGCUUUAUCGCAUAACUCCAGCCCUCUGUCCACACAAUGGCUGAGAAAAAUCUGGCAUAAUUAUUAAUUUUUAUCAUCAACUUUGCAGGAAGGCUGCGCACCGCAGCACCACACAUUUGUUCUCACAUAUCAGUCAGGAACAUAAACAGUUACAGAGAAUGCUGGUAGGCAGCGUUCACAGUUUGUGUGAGGAAUUUCUGAUAUUGCCAAUUAUUAUUUAUUAUUAUGAUUAACAGUCUGUAAUGUCAGCCUUCUCUUAAACUGGACUGUUACAUAUUUACAGCUGUAUUUACUUGAAACUACAUGAAAAUGCUCUUUCCUCGUUGAAAGUUCUUAACGUGGUAAAUGUAAAGUGUUGCCCUGCUCUGUAUUUUCCUUUCCAGCGGUCCUGCUCAUCAGAAUUGCUGACAUCACCCGUCACAAGUUUUAAAGAUCUAGUGUGUAGGAUUUAGUGGCAUCUAGUGAUGAGGUUGCAGAUUGCAACCAACUGAAUCUUCUCCUGUGUGUCAAGUGUGUAGGAGAACUAUGGUGGCUGAUGCAAAAACGUGAAUGGAUGCAUCUAGAGCCACACCCCUUCAGAAAUUACAUAAUAUGCACUACACAUCCAAUCUGAUGUGUACUAUUGUUCAACCAGGGGCGUGUAUAGACACUACAGGCAGUGUGGUUGCACUAGGACUCAUGGGGUGGGGGGGGGCCCGUAGCGAGAGUGUCUGUCAAGAGCAGAGAGCGGGCCCUUGGAAGUGAUUCAACUUGCCACCUCAGAGAUAUGCCUGUGUUCAAAGACAAAUACACAUUAAAAUACAAAUGCUGUCAUCUACUGCCCUGCGUUACUCUGGUGACCGUCCAGGAUGUAUUCCGCCUCUUGCCCUAUGUCAGCUGGGAUAGGCCCCGGCCCCCACGCAACCCCAAAAGGAUAAGCAGUUACGGGAAAUUAAUGAAUGAAUGUAUAUAAACCAAAAAUAAAUUAUUCGAAAAAUCCAUUUAAUGAAUAAAUUCUUAUCUUAUUUGUUUUUUUUGUCAUACACAGAUUUGCAGUGUUGAUUGGUAAAAUGUGUUGAUGUUGUCCAACGUCAAAUCUGUAUUUGAUCAUGUGACGAUACUAUAAAACAUACGGUAGUUGUUUCGGCGCAAAAUAUGGCACUCGGUCUCGUCAAAAUACGGCGCACUUGGGCCCAUCUUAUCUAUCGUACGCUACUGUGUUCAACAUACUUUUGCAGAAACACCCAGUAGUAUGCGUCUUUUCAGACACACUGAGCUGUAUUUACCACGUGAUUUCCUGAAAGCCUUCUUCUAGGUUGGAGACACAUGACCAUGGUAACCUGUGCCAACCUCAGCUCUAUCGGUAAUAUAAAAACAAUUUUAAAACUAUAUUACGCCUAGCAAAGUCAAAUCUUAGACUUCCUGCAUAGUUACACUGAGUCAUUUAGUUACAAAGCUGUCUCAAUUGCUGUCCGUUUUAAACGUUGUCCUCCACACAUUGCAUUUUGGGAUAUUUAUGCUAAGGUUUUGGGCAUACUUAAAAAAUCUCACAUACUAUUUUAUCGUACUAAAUAACAGCCCCAGUGUUUGGUUUGUCCAUUCUGGGCUACUGUAGAAAUAACAUGGCGGACUCAAGGAGAGAGGGGCCGCUCCAUAUGUAGACACAAACAGCUCAUUCUAAGGUAACUUAAACACAGUGAUUCUUAGUUUCAGGGAAUUAUACACAAAUGAAAACAUUAUUAUGAAUCUUAUAUACCAUUUCUGCCAUAAUACCCUCCUACAUCCUACACACUGGACCUUCUAUAGCAGUAAAUGAUAUGUUUCUGGGUCAAGGCUUGGCUCAUCUGAGAAAUGACUAUAGUCUGAAUGGAGAUUUGGUUACAAUGCCUGACACAAGAUAAGCUUGAGGAAAUUACAUGUUAUCAGUACAAAUAUUUGAGGUACCAUAAACCACAAAACACUGUGUGUUGUAGAGCAAAAGCUGUGCAAUUAAAAACACAAGUGCCCUGAUAAACUGUGACCUGAGAUGCUGAACCACAUAAUUGCAUUUAGUUUUCACUUCGUUUAAAUUGGUGAAAAAGAGACAAUGUGAUGUGAGCAUCAAUUCGGAGGUCUGGAACUACAGAGCUACAGGUCUCCUUAACCCCUUUAAACCUUAAUACGACAUAAUGUUUUCAAUUUAAUGAUGUCUUGUUUAGCCUGAAGCUGAAGAAGCUUUGAAUGCCAUGUUAGAGGACUGCGACCUUGCGUGUUAGUCUUUUUCUCAAAUUGAUGCUAAUUCAUCCUUUGAAACUUAUAAAAGCAGUGUUCAUUUUUGUCUAAAUGAUUUGAUAUAAAAGUUGUUGCUACACACAGAGUUAUCAAAUCCAUGUAGGGGAUGCAGGCAACAAAUCAUUGUAGUGAUACAUGCUGGCAAAUAUUUUGGAAUUUUUUUUAGUAUAUGACCAAAUGUCUGCUUGUUUUCUGUCAUUUUGUUCAUUAUAUGGAAAAACUCAAGCAUGAAUAACUCAGAAAAAGCUUUUUUUAUGUCUGAACAGACACCUUUAUGACUGUCUCUUGGUUUCACUGAUGUACAUUUAGCAGCUGUGUCGUGUGCCACACAGGCGGUAUAAAAUCAGUCAGGUGUGUUUCUGCGUUACUGGCAGUGAGACAACACAGAGUGGUGUGGUGCCUGAAGAUAACUGUUGUAUUAUAUGUUACCGGCUAUGUAGAUAAGACUGAAUUCCAAAUUGUAUCUGCAUCCUGUUUCUGUACUUUCUGUACAGUGCCCAUAAGUAUUAAGUGCUGAUAGAGAAUAUGUACUGUGAAUAAAUAUAUUUAUAUAUAUUGUUACUAUUUGUUUUGUGUUUAACUAAAUAUGCUGUUGAAUUUGUGGCCGGGUUUGUCUGGUAAAAUGUUUCUCUAGGCAAAUUAAAAGACAAGAGAAGGAUGAUUCCUAUUUAAAGUAUUUGCACAGUGUCCACAAGCAUUGGAUUUUUUUUUUCUAAAUUGGGAGGGAAUAAAAAAAA